GGGUUGGGACAUCUUGCUGGAGCCGGGACAUGGAGGCUUUCUACCUGUUUUGCUGAAGGCUGGAACGGCUAUCUGAGGUUUAUUUCUCCUGCUCACACAGAGAUAAAGCAGCUCUGAUUUACCUCCAGCAGGACUGUGCACCGAGAUGACCCGGGGCAGUCUCCAGCCGUGGUCGCAGGGUGUCAUAGCGGUGGUUGUGUUUCUGGUCCUGGUGGCCAUUGCUUUUGCCGUCAACAGGUUCUGGUGUAAGGAGAAAGUGGAAAACGUUGAGACCGUCGUGAGUGUCGAGGGCAAGCAGGAUGCUGUGAUGUCCAACGGCCAUGAAGGGAGAUACGUAACUGCUGCAGCCAACUUCAGGUCCAAAGAGAACCAGCAUGCCUACGAGAACACCUUGGAGCCUGAGGAGAAGGUGAUCACCACCGCCAUGUAGCAGGUGCCUUGCCUGGCUCUUCUCCUUCCUCCUCUCACUUUACUUCCCGCUGUCAUGAUGGACAUUUUCGCAGGGCCCUCUGCGCCAGCAUCACCCGUGUGCAGCAGCUCCACGAUCUCUCCGUAACAUCAUCAUCUCCUGGUCUUUUCUCUUCCCACGUGUAGGAUGUACUCUUCUGGCUGAGGGACUGGUGUCCAUAUGGGCAUUGUCCUCAGGAGAGGUCUGGAGGUGCCACCUCUCCUACACGGUGGUCAGCCCACCUGGUCAAUGAAGUUGAUGUCCCCAGUCCCAUGGGGGUGCUGACAUGGAGGAGACCCCGCUGGAUGCCUGGGACCUCAUCACACCCAAAGCUUCCUUCCAGGGAGCUGCUGCUGAAACACCCACUCUCUUCUCCACAUUUCGCCCUCCUUUUUACAACACCAUGCGUCUUAAUGCCAGAACAAACUUUCUCCCUUGUAUAUAUCUUCCCUGUGAGCAAUAAAGAGAGUUGUUGCCCAU
Molecule: messenger RNA, 928 nt
Organism: Cuculus canorus (common cuckoo)
Lineage: Eukaryota; Metazoa; Chordata; Aves; Cuculiformes; Cuculidae
Gene: PDZK1IP1
Product: PDZK1 interacting protein 1
Exons: 4
Coding region: 146-430 (94 amino acids)
Source: RefSeq, a predicted model, not a curated record